UACCCGCCUCCUUAGAGUUGACGGUCGGUAGUCCGUAAGCCGAAUGACAAACACAAACAUAAAUCAAAACACGGAUUACGCACGCGAGUCACAAUUCCCACCGAGCAGCUCCGCUCCGUCGACUGAACUGGCCGCGCUCGCCGGUGUUGUGGCGCGUCGAAUGAAAGUGAAGGUGAUGAAGCCUCACCUACGUGACGUCAUCGCGCGCCCGGAGCGCUUAACUCGGAAGGCGCCUUUUGCUUUCUUCAGCUCCGCCCCCUCCCUUUCUCUCGCUGUUCCCUUAGUCGCUUUUCUUCCCUCGUCUGUACGCUUGGCUGUCCCGGCCUCCCCGCUCCCUCCCCAUGUGCUCGUUUUUUCCUCCUCCUCCUCCUCGUCCUUCUCAGCUGCGCUGGCCGGAGCUUCACGCAUCCGAGACUAGCGCGUCUCCCAGCGAGACGAGCCGCAGCACCGGACUGGCUUCGCUUAUUAUUACUAUUUUUCAUAUUGUUGUUCGGCUUCGAAGGAGAGACAUGCCAGAAAUAAAGAGGACGUGCUUAACCGAGGCGCUCAGCUGCUGUCACGGGAGCGGGUAGUGAUGCGCGGUCCUUACUAAAUUGUGUUCAUCAGCACGAGGCUUUCAGUCCUCCGGACUAGCUGUGAGCGCAGCACCUCGGACGGCUGUCCCACCACCAGUCGCCCUGGUUUCUGUAGUACUGGCGAUUGCUUUCUUUUUUUUGGUUGUCAACAAGAACUCUUACCCCUGGGAUUUGCCCCACCUGCCUCUGGAGAUGCAUCUUUUGGGAUUCUUGUCAAGUUUGCAGCCCGGCGUCUUGUCGGUUGACAGCCUUUAAGUUUAAGGAUCUCCGGCGUUUCGGCAUGUGGAUGCAUCUCAACCUGCUGAUCUUCGUCUUGUCUUGUUUGGAACUCGCGUUCCCAGUCCUGGGAUAAGGAUGCCAGUGAGCGCGAUGCCCAGGGGGAGAUCGCUAAGCCCCACGUCCCUUUCCCGCAGCCUGUCGCGGCUCAGGGAGUUUCGGACCCGGACGCGGAUCAUGUUGUCCCUCGGCGUGUCUCAGAUGAUACUUGGAAGCCUCAUCCUCGCAGUUAGCUUCGCUGCUUUGGCGCUGACCACAUCGCCCAGAGUCCGGCAUUCGUGCCCCUUCUGGGCAGGCUUCUCGGUGCUUCUUUCUGGACUGAUCGGCGUUGUCUCCUGGAAAAGGCCGCUUUCUUUGGUGAUUACCUUUUUCAUGCUGCUGUCAGCCGUGUGUGUGAUGUUAAACCUGGCUGGAUCCAUCUUGUCAUGCCAGAAUGCCCAGCUGGUCAAUUCUCUGGAAGCCUGUCAGCUGAUUAAGUUUGACAGUGACGGUGUGUGUGUGUGCUGUGAGAUGCAGCAUCAGAGCUCGGGCUGCAGCAACCUCGGAGAGACCCUCAAGCUGAACCCACUGAGAGAAUGCAACACCGUCAGGCUGCGGCUCAAGGAGCUCUUGUUCAGCGUCUGCGCCCUCAAUGUCAUUUCCACCAUUGUCUGUGCCCUGGCCACAGCGAUAUGCUGCAUGCAGAUGGUGUCCACCGACAUUCUGCACAUGUUCAUUCCACACAGGUCGCGGUCUCUGAACCCGGAAUGCAUGACUCCGCAUGGGACCAUUCUGCAUCAGAUGCUUGAUUUCGACGAGUUUAUCCCUCCAAUCCCACCUCCACCCUACUACCCGCCGGAGUACACCUGCACCCCUGUGGCGGAGGCACAGAGAGGCCUACACUUGGAUUUCCCUCACUCCCCAUUUAGUGCCAUCUUUGGAAUGCCAAUCAACAGCCCUGGGGGGCUUUAUCCCUCGGAGCUGCCACCUCCGUAUGAAGCUGUGGUGGGUCAGACGCCGGCCAGUCAGGUGACCAGCCUGGACCAGCAGGCGACAGAGUCGAGUCUCUGUGAGAGGAACACAACUGCUGGAGUCAGCACCCAAGCCUCGGUGGACAGCACGUCUCUCAUGGCGUCCGAAGUGGCCGACAUACCCGAUCACAGCUGCUCCUCUGAAGACCUCUGCUCCUUGGAAGUGCAGGGCUCACUCCGGUCCACCGAGUUCUCCCCAUACAGCACAAUCCGCACCACGGCCACCGACGGCAGCUGCAACAGCCUGGAGCACAGCAUGCGUUGUGGACACUACAGCGGGCGCUCUCGGGGCGACGAGGGGGGCUGCUUGAGUGAGUCCUCGCUUGACAGAUCCCAAACCCACGGCUCCACGAACUGCACUCAGGAGCCGUCGCCGGACUGGUCCUCGGAGAACAGCACCCUGAGUAGAGAGGCCCGGGCAUCACCCUACGACUCGGCAGCGUCCUCCUCUCCUCCCAGGCACAAGAAGCUCUGUUUUGCCGUUUGUUCUCACCCCUCAUCGUCACCUCCAGCUCAGGCGCAGGCCACCUCAUCUCAUGGGACCACGUCACGCCCGGAUAGGCCCCGGCUGCAGUGGUACAGCAGGAAAUACCGAUUAUCGAGAAUUGUACGGUCAACGAGUGACCCCGUCUCCUGUACUUCAGCCCCACAAGGUGACGGCUGUGCGUGUGUUGCUGCUGCUUCUAAUCAGGUCCAGCAAGAGUCCCCGCUGACGUCCCCUGAGCCAGCUGCCUGUCACGAACACACGGCCGGCGUUGUGCCUUGCCAAGGAGCCCUACGAGACGCCCCCUCGUCCAGGCGACUGAGAGAUGACGCUAAAGCAGACAUGAGACUGAAGCCCCGGGCCCUGCAGGCCCUGUGCAGAGAGCGGCCGCGCUCCUUAGUGGACCUAAAGACUUACAAAGACACCAAGAUAUUGGUGGCCAAGUUCCUGGAGCACUCCAGCUGCAGCCUACCUCCUGAAGUUCAGCAUGUGGUCAACAGCAUCAAGUACGUCAUCAAGUCAGAUGAACGCCACAUGGAAGAAGCCAUCUUCAGUGCCAACGUCAUUGACCAGGUGAUCACCAGCGCCCAGCAGAGCGAGAGCAGCCCACGCAAACGACUGCACGAGGACCUUCACCUGCAGAGCUGUGGGGCGCUGAGCUCCCCCUCUGCCAGCCUGCGGAGGGCUUGUCUACGGCAGCCCCCGGACCAGGACCGGCCCCACAGCCUCGUGGAGGUGUGCAGGGAGACCAUCCUUUGACAGGCCACCCACCACACCAGCCUCCUUCAGCGCGAGCAGCUUCCAAUUUGUGCCAAGCAGAGGCCCUGCCGCCCAUUCGGAAUGUGCCCGGUGGGGCGAGCUGGGGGUCUCACUCCUAUAAGGAUGAAAAGAUAUUGAAUGUCUUCCUUCAGGGCUCAUUUUUUUUUUCUAAAAAUCAGACAUACUGGAAUCCGAAAUACGCUGUGGCCGUGACGAGAAGCCGACAGCGAGUUGUAAGAGGAAGAGUCAAGCGCAACGGGAUGUGCGUUCUGGAAAACUGUGGAUCUGCCCAGAGGGGCACAGAAUGGGGUGUGAGUGGCGGUGCCAAACUCUGCCAAGGUGAAGGGUGUUGUUUAUAAGCUCGUACAACUGGACCGGUUGUAUUAUUUCACUUACCUCAACGUGUCUCAUUCUUCUCAGUGUUUGAAUUAAAACGAAUUUGAAUUCUUA
Messenger RNA from Erpetoichthys calabaricus (reedfish), 3554 nucleotides. It is a transcript of the gene entrep2, whose product is annotated as family with sequence similarity 189 member A1. The transcript has 12 exons. The record is from RefSeq and is a predicted model, not a curated record. Gene Ontology annotation, cellular component: membrane. Bases 930 to 3104 code for a protein of 724 amino acids. Lineage: Eukaryota; Metazoa; Chordata; Cladistia; Polypteriformes; Polypteridae.